Messenger RNA from Rana temporaria (common frog), 1878 nucleotides. Its product is annotated as vegetative cell wall protein gp1-like. The record is from RefSeq and is a predicted model, not a curated record. NCBI's taxonomy places the organism in Eukaryota, Metazoa, Chordata, Amphibia, Anura, Ranidae. The coding region runs from base 1 to 1878 and encodes 625 amino acids. The transcript has a single exon.
AUGUACCCCCCCACUAAGAACUCAGAACAGGACCCCCAGAACACUUCCCCUAUCCUUCCCACCGACACCCAGAAAACUUCCCCCACCACCACCCAGAACAGGACCCCAUCCCCAAAACAGUACAUGUACCCCCCCACUAAGAACUCAGAACAGGACCCCCAGAACACUUCCCCUAUCCUUCCCACACCCAGAACACUUCCCCUAUCCCCCUCCGACACCCAGAACACUUCCCCUAUCCUUCCCACCGAGACCCAGAACACUUCCCCUGUCCCCCUCUCCGACACCCAGAACACUUCCCCUAUCCUUCCCACCGGGACCCAGAACACUUCCCCUGUCCCCCUCUCCGACACCCAGAACACUUCCCCUAUCCUUCCCACCGGGACCCAGAACACUUUCCCUAUCCCCCACCGAGACCCAGAACACUUCCCCUAUCCCCCUCCGACACCCAGAACACUUUCCCUAUCCCCCACCGAGACACAGAACACUUCCCCUGUCCCCCUCCGACACCCAGAACACUUCCCCUAUCCUUCCCACCGGGACCCAGAACACUUCCCCUAUCCCCCUCCGACACCCAGAACACUUCGCCUAUCCCCCUCCGACACUCAGAACACUUCCCCUAUCCCCCUCCGACACCCAGAACACUUCGCCUAUCCCCCUCCGACACCCAGAACACUUCGCCUAUCCCCCUCCGACACCCAGAACACUUCCCCUAUCCCCCACAGAGACCAAGAACACUUCCCCUAUCCCCCACAGAGACCAAGAACACUUCCCCUAUCCCCCACCGAGACCCAGAACACUUCUCCUAUAUCCCACCGAGACCCAGAACACUUCUCCUAUAUCCCACUGAGACCCAGAACACUUCCCCUAUCUCCCACCGAGACCCAAAACACUUCCCCUAUCUCCCACCGAGACACAGAACACUCCCCCUAUCCCCCACCGACACCCAGAACACUUCCCCUAUCCCCCACCGAGACACAGAACACUUCCCCUAUCCCCUACGAGACCCAGAACACUUCCCCUAUCCCCCACCGACACCCAGAACACUUCCCCUAUCCCCCACCGACACCCAGAACACUUCCCCUAUCCCCCACCGACACCCAGAACACUUCCCUUAUCCCCCACCGACACCCAGAACACUCCCCUUAUCCCCCACCGACACCCAGAACACUUCCCCUAUCCCCCACCGACACCCAGAACACUUCCCCUAUCCCCCACCGACACCCAGAACACUUCCCCUAUCCCCCACUGAGACCCAGAACACUUCCCCUAUCCCCCUAUCCCCCACCGACACCCAGAACACUUCCCCUAUCCCCCACCGAGACACAAAACACUUCCCCUAUCCCCCACCGAGACACAGAACACUCCCCCUAUCCCCCACGACACCCAGAACACUUCCCCUAUCCCCCACCGAGACACAGAACACUUCCCCUAUCCCCCACCGAGACCCAGAACACUUCCCCUAUCCCCCUCCGACACCCAGAACACUUUCCCUAUCCCCCACAGAGACACAGAACACUUCCCCUGUCCCCCUCCGACACCCAGAACACUUCCCCUAUCAUUCCCACCGGGACCCAGAACACUUUCCCUAUCCCCCACCGAGACUCAGAACACUUCCCCUAUCCCCCACUGAGACCCAGAACACUUCCCCUAUCCCCCACCGACACCCAGAACACUUCCCCUAUCCCCCACCGACACCCAGAACACUUCCCCUAUCCCCCACCGACACCCAGAACACUUCCCUUAUCCCCCACCGACACCCAGAACACUCCCCUUAUCCCCCACCGACACCCAGAACACUUCCCCUAUCCCCCACCGACACCCAGAACACUUCCCCUAUCCCCCACCGACACCCAGAACACUUCCCCUAUCCCCCACUGA